This is a messenger RNA of Aspergillus oryzae RIB40, 429 nucleotides long. RefSeq lists its product as uncharacterized. The transcript is spliced from 4 exons. The record is from RefSeq and is a predicted model, not a curated record. The coding region runs from base 1 to 429 and encodes 142 amino acids. Lineage: Eukaryota; Fungi; Ascomycota; Eurotiomycetes; Eurotiales; Aspergillaceae.
AUGGUUGACUCGCAAAUCCUCAAAGCCAUUCAGAACUCUAUCGAGGCCUGGAAGGAUCUUGCCGUUCCCUCCAUCCAGAAAAUCACUGAUAUCGAAUCAAAUAAAAAACAUUAUAAUGAGGUUUAUGAAAACUUAGAGUGGGCUAUUAAGACCGUUGCUCACAUUGCGGACGAUCUUGAGGAGCUGGUUAAGGAGCCGGUAAACAAUGAGGAUGCGGACCAGAUUGUCACAAAGUUGGAAGAGGAGAAACCCUUUUUUGAUCAUUACAACAAAUAUAAUGAUAAUGAUGUCUUGGAACCAUGGGAAACACAUAUUGAAGGCCACGCGUUGGACCGCAGUUCUUACUCUCCCGGGUGGCUAGACGACCAGUUUUACCCCGAAAACAGUUUUCAUAACAAUGUGUGGCAGGUUUUCAAGCAACAGGGCUAA